AUGAUUCAGGGCGGCGAUAUUAUGAAUGCUGAUCACUGGACAAAAAUUAUCGCGAGGAUCGAAAAUGCUUCUGUUGACAACAAAAGCAAACCGCUGGUCGAUGUUUUAAUCACAAACUGCGGCGAAUUCAAGCCAGAGGAGAAGGCCAAGAAAAAGAGUGAGGAGGAAGUGGAGCAAGAAAACAAGGAAGGCGCGGCAUCAACGAUGAAGGCCUCGGAUAUUCCGGAUUUUCCUGCGGAGAGGAACUUUCUCUAUCGCCACAGCAAGACACCGGAAAGGAAGCCAAAAGAUGAUGAGAAGGAUGGCAAGGAGAAAAAGAAGAAACGCGCCAAUUCUCGCGAGAGGCGAGAUCGCCAUCGCGAUCGCAGCCGUUCCCGCGAUCGUCGUAAUCGAAGCCGUUCGCGAGAUCGUCGUGAUGACCGACGUGAUUCACGACGAAGGAGCUCACGUUCACGCUCACCUUGGCGUUCGCACAGAAGCGGCGGUCGCGGUGACCGGGGCCAGGUCAAAGGCCGUGGUCCAAUCAUGCUGUUCUCCGCGCUGCGCGGAGAGGAACCAUUGCGCUGGAAAAAUGCCACGAGCCGGACCGAGAAAUUCAGCGAUUACAUGAAGCGUGAAGAGGCUAAGAAGGAAAAGACCGAUGAG
Messenger RNA from Mesorhabditis spiculigera, 645 nucleotides. The record is from the annotation of a GenBank genome assembly. Lineage: Eukaryota; Metazoa; Nematoda; Chromadorea; Rhabditida; Rhabditidae.